AUGGCAGCGGUCUUACCCCCAAAAGGUGACGGCGGUACUUAUACGUUUGCCAGUCAACCGAGAGCUGUACAAGAAAGGAAAAAAUACAGAGAAACACGAGAUCCGCUCAUUCAAAAUGAUGUACCAUCACAAUAUGGAAAUAUUAUGUAUGAUAGAAGAAUUGUUAGAGGUAACACCUAUGCUCAACACACACUUCCUGCUAGUGCACAACCUGAUCCUAUUGAAAUUCAAAGACAACAAGAAAAUAAAAGACGUGCCAUGGCAAGAAAACGUGCAAAAGAACAACUACGACCUCGCUCUCCAGAGGCUGUAGAAGGUAGAAAGCAUAUUGAUGUACAGACAGAAUUAUAUUUGGAAGAAUUAAGUGAUAGAGUUGAAGAAGCAGAUGUAGAUUGUCAAACUGAUGCCUUUUUAGACAGACCUCCCUCCCCAUUAUUUAUUCCAGCCAAAACUGGUAAAGAUGUAGCAACACAAAUAUUAGAAGGAGAUCUGUUUGAUUUCGAUAUUGAAGUCAAGCCUAUAUUAGAAGUAUUAGUAGGAAAGACAGUAGAACAGGCUCUUUUAGAAGUUAUGGAAGAAGAAGAAUUAUCAAACCUAAGACAACAACAACGAGCAUUUGAAGAACUGCGCAACGCAGAAUUAGUUGAACAGCAACGUCUCGAAGAACAAGAAAGACGUCAUCGUGAAGAAAAGGAAAGACGAAUGAAACAACAACAUGAAGUGUUGAAAAAAGAAAAAGAAACAGCAGAGAAAAUUGCUGCCAGAGCAUUUGCUCAGAGUUAUUUGGCUGAUUUGGUGCCAUCAGUGUUUGGAACUUUGGCUGACAAUGGAUAUUUCUAUGAUCCUGUUGAAAGAGAUGUUGAACAGGGUUUUAUGCCUUGGUUAAUGGAACAGGUUGAAAUACAAUUAGAGAAAUCAGAACUCGGUCGAAUGGUAUUAGAUGGUAUUAUAAGAGAAGUCACUUCCAAUAGAUUGGAUCUCUAUAGUACAGCAGAAGAUAAAGCUUCCUCUACCACUCAAGCUAAGUCUAAUACUGAAAAUGCAGCCCCAGAACCCUCCCCUGAUACCACCACUGUAAGUAAAUUUAUUUAUUAG
This is a messenger RNA of Lottia gigantea (owl limpet), 1095 nucleotides long. RefSeq lists its product as hypothetical. The coding region runs from base 1 to 1095 and encodes 364 amino acids. The record is from RefSeq and is a predicted model, not a curated record. Lineage: Eukaryota; Metazoa; Mollusca; Gastropoda; Lottiidae. Gene Ontology annotation, cellular component: cilium. The transcript is spliced from 6 exons.